AUGUAUCCGACGCCGACGCGGCAUCCGGCUGCCGCGGGGCCACAACCCGCGGCAGGACCUAUAAAAUUCACUGUAGCAGAUACAUUAGAGCGAAUAAAGGAAGAAUUUAACUUUUUACAAGCCCAAUAUCAUUCUUUGAAAUUAGAAUGUGAGAAAUUGGCCAGUGAGAAAACGGAAAUGCAAAGGCAUUAUGUCAUGUAUUAUGAAAUGUCAUAUGGACUGAAUGUUGAAAUGCAUAAACAGACGGAGAUUGCAAAAAGGCUAAGUGCUAUUAUAGGACAAGUGCUGCCAUUCCUGGCUCAGGAGCAUCAGCAACAGGUCGCCUCAGCUGUGGAACGAGCAAAGCAGGUCACUAUGUCUGAACUUAAUGCUAUUAUUGGGCAACAACAACAACAGGGUCUACAGCAACUUCUACAACAGAUCCAUGCGUCGGCCGGGCUGCCGCACGGCGUGGGCGGCGCUGGCGCACUGCUGGGCGCCGGCGGGCUGCUGUUCGCGCCGGGCGCUGGGCCGCCACCACCGCCACACCUGCCUCCGCCCGCGCAUAAGGUGGAACUGCCUCCCCCUACGGAUAUCAAGCCGCCGGUGCAUCCCGGGGGUCCGGCACCGCCCCCUUUAUUACCAGGACAGCCACCUCCCCGAGAAGACGACAGGAUGGUCGCUUCUAGAGUAAUGCAGCAACAGCGUCGUUCCGUGUCCCCGCACGAACGCGAGCAGAAGUACCGCGCUCGCUCGCCCAACGAGCCGGAGCCACUCGACGCCAAGCGACGCAAGGAGGAGAAGGUACUCGCUCAUGUGAGUCUGUGUAGUGAUAGUGACGCCGAAAAGAGCGAUCAGGACUUAGUUGUCGAUGUUGCUAAUGAGGAGGAUAGAGUGUCACCAAGUGUACGGACGGAGGGUGGAGAAAGAACAGAAAAUGGACCACGACCGCCCUCAAGAUCUGGCUCCUCCUCAAGUCGCUCAACACCUAAAAGUUCAAAAGAUGAAAAGCCGGGCACGCCUGGCGCGAAAGGACGUGCGCCAACGCCGACUGGACGCUAUGCCUUCCCAGCGUACGCGGCGUACCGUGCGCCGCAUCCCUACGACAACACGCAUGCGCGCUCCAACGGCAUGCCGCCCGCCAAGCCGGCGUACUCGUACCACACAUGCGGCGGUCCGCCGCAGCCGGUGCCGUUCCCUGCGGACGCGCUGGUGGGCGCGGGCGUGCCACGGGGCGCGCGCGCCGCCGCUGCGCUUCCGCACGGCGAGGUGGUGUGCGCCGUGGCGCUGUCGCAUGCGCCCGCACGCCGCGCCUACACUGGCGGCAAGGGCUGCGUCAAGUUGUGGGACAUCAGUGAGCCCGCCGCACCCGCCGCGCUCGACCCGCUCGCACAACUCGACUGCCUGGUCAGUGCAGCAGCACGCACAUUAUAUAGUGUACAACACGCGAGGUGGUGUGCGCCGUGGCGCUGUCGCACGCGCCCGCACGCCGCGCUUACACUGGCGGCAAGGGCUGCGUCAAGUUGUGGGACAUCAGUGAGCCCGCCGCACCCGCCGCGCUCGACCCGCUCGCACAGCUCGACUGCCUGGUCAGUGCAGCAGCACGCACAUUAUAUAGUGUACAACACGCGAGGUGGUGUGCGCCGUGGCGCUGUCGCAUGCGCCCGCACGCCGCGCCUACACUGGCGGCAAGGGCUGCGUCAAGUUGUGGGACAUCAGUGA
Parnassius apollo (apollo) is the source of this 1701-nucleotide messenger RNA. The record is from the annotation of a GenBank genome assembly. NCBI's taxonomy places the organism in Eukaryota, Metazoa, Arthropoda, Insecta, Lepidoptera, Papilionidae.